GGAAAAUCAAAUAGAAAGAGAUAAAACAAUUAAAACUGAAGCGCUUGGAACGAAAAUCAAAGUGACUGACGGCGACUAAGAGGGGAGGGAUGCUGAAUUCACGAUGGUGGUGAUUCCGCGUGAGAGAGCUUUGAUUUCGAAGGUGAUGAACAUUGGGGAUGUUUUCAGCGGCAGCGACAACCUUCUCGGACGGGGUUUUCGCAGUGGUUGUAUGUAACGGCGAAGCCAGCGCAAAGGAUGUUUCAAGGCUUCAGCAGAUCAGAGAGUGCAUUCGUACCAUAGAAAAGUCCAAACUUAAAGAAGAUAUCCAAGCCCAUAGGCAAAGGAAACUACUAAUGAGACAUGAUCGUCAAACAUAUUUGGACGAAGCUGCUUUACGGGAAACAGAAAUUUUGCAAGAACUUGAUAGGGAGAGAGUGGCUGAAAUGGAGAAAGAGAUGGAAAGACAAAAGUUAUUAGAAAUAGAACGUCCUAAAACCAGGGAACUGCGUUACAAUCUUGAUAUGGAGAAAGAGAAACAAGUACAGUUCUAGGUGUUGCACUACUAACUAGUACAAGCUUGGCUCAUUGAGACUUGCUAAACUUGUUCAAAUGCUAGUAUGGUACUAGUCAAACUGCAGUUCCAUGCAUAAUUGAACCAAGGAGUUCCUGGUAAAAAUUUGUGGCAAUUGAUCAUUCAAGUUACAAAACAUAUUCACAAUUUCUAAGCUUGAAUAACUGCUUUUUAAAUUGCUUCAGAGAGUUUAUUAUAAAUUUAUAAUCAGUAAUAACAAACAAUCUCCUUCGGAGAGACAAGAUAGAUGCAUUUUUCAUAGAUCCGGUGUCAUUUGAAAAGAGUGAAAGAUUUCUAAAUCACUCAAAGAGUUCCUUAGCAUGAUCGAAUAUAUAAAACGUGAUUUUCAAUUUUCUAUAGGAAUCUAGGGAAAUGGGAAAAAAUUCAAAUAAAAUUUUAAUUAUUAACUGCAAAUGUGCGGUCCCAAAAGUGGAUGUUUUUUAGAAUAGAAGAUACUUUCCAACAAUUUUAAUAGAGAAUAGAAUGAUCGACUUAAAAAUGAGUGCUGCCAUUGCUUGACCAAAAAUGCUGAAGUAAAACAAAGCUAGAUGAUACUACUUUAAGCCACAUAGAAGAUAAUUUGUAUCAAUAUCUCAACAGCACGUAGAAGUGGGCACCUGAUGUGCAAUAAACCGAGUGGGUUGCUCUAUAUAUAAAUUCCCACAAAAUUAUAAUGAGAGGGAUUUGUUGAUGUCAAGUUAAUGAAGAGACCAGUGACAUGUAGUAAUGAUAGCAACAAUUUGUAUGGUAGGUGUUUGAUGAAUUAAUUUAGUUAAUAAGAUUGUGUAAUUGAUGUGUUAGUAGUAGUUGGUUUAUGUUUGUUUCAAGGGAAAUUUGAAACCGAUGGCUUGAUUUAACGUUUGCAUUAGAGGACAUAUGGAAUGUGAACAUUGCUGAAGAGAUGAAAGAUUCCCCUACAUUCUCAGAUGGUGUUUGUUGAAAUGUGUCUAUAGAUGAAGUGCCAAAAGAAGGAUUGUGAAUACAAGAUGGACUUGUUAGAAUUGAAGUUCUGCUAUUGAUAAGGGAAAGAGACUCCAGUAUGUGUUCAUUUGAGAUGUAAGCUCGCUUGGUGAAGAAUAUAAUAUAUAAAUGAUGAGGAAAUUUCUAUCAAUGUGCUAUUUCAUUGGCAUGGUCAUUAGGAACUUUUAGAGACCUUAUGACCAAAAUUGUCUAAAAAAAUAAUACACAUUUAGUGUAGUACAUAACUUGGUUUCUUUGUCAAUUGGUGAUUUCUUAAUUUAGUUUUUUUUCCCAACUAUAAUCUGAUCUGUAGAGGUUAAAUGAAAAUUAAAUGAAAAUAAUUCUUCUCAUUUGUGGGAGGUUAUUAAAAAUAAUAAUA
Molecule: messenger RNA, 1892 nt
Organism: Vicia villosa (hairy vetch)
Lineage: Eukaryota; Viridiplantae; Streptophyta; Magnoliopsida; Fabales; Fabaceae
Product: protein HOS4-like
Exons: 7
Coding region: 159-533 (124 amino acids)
Source: RefSeq, a predicted model, not a curated record